This is a messenger RNA of Coccomyxa subellipsoidea C-169, 742 nucleotides long. RefSeq lists its product as hypothetical. The annotation marks the transcript as partial. Lineage: Eukaryota; Viridiplantae; Chlorophyta; Trebouxiophyceae; Coccomyxaceae. The record is from RefSeq and is a predicted model, not a curated record. The transcript is spliced from 4 exons.
GCAUGCCCAUCCAGCAGGGUCUGCCUUUUAUGGAUGGGCAGGACGCGUUUGGAGGCCCGGCAAAAUACCAGCAGGGCUUGCAGAAUGGUCGGAGCAUGUCUGGCAUGCUGCCGCACCAGCAUCAACCCCAUGUGAGCCAAUCAACCCGGCAGGGAUUUGAGAUGUCUGACAUCGACAGCAACCUGCUUUACUGCCAUCAGAUGCCCUCUUCGGCGCCCCUGCAGCAGCAGCAGCCGAUGCAGCAUCUGCCGCCCGGCAGCCCCCAGAACGGCUGCCUUGGGCAGCCCAGUCUGCCCAAUGUCAAAAGCGAGGGCAAUAUGGAUGACCUGCUGAAUAUGUUUUUGCGGGAGUGAACAAGUCUGUACACAAGACUCUGUGUGGCGUGAGCGGCGUGCAUCAACAAUGAACACAUCAGCAGCCGCCUGGAAUUGAUGGUCCGCGCCGCCUGACGUGCCCAGCCCUGGUGAAGCCGGCAAUGACCUGCUAAAGGACAGGGCCCCUUUGUAAGAAGUGAGAGAAGAACACGCUGACAUGGUUGUCCUGAGGGGACGUGUGGCAAGGAAAGAGUAUUUGGUGUAUUGUGCUGUCUCAUUACUACCUCUACUGGGCCGUGAGAAACAUCUGCAUUUGGUCAGACACGAGCACAAGCACAUCAGAGGAUUGCUUUGCGAUUCUUUUCAUUCGGGAGUUUUGGCACGAGGAGCCUAACACUACAUAAUCCCAGGGCCCAAAUUGGUGAGCC